Messenger RNA from Impatiens glandulifera, 1041 nucleotides. RefSeq names its product ribonuclease 2-like. Gene Ontology annotation, molecular function: RNA binding; ribonuclease T2 activity. Gene Ontology annotation, biological process: RNA catabolic process. Gene Ontology annotation, cellular component: extracellular region. The transcript has 9 exons. The record is from RefSeq and is a predicted model, not a curated record. NCBI's taxonomy places the organism in Eukaryota, Viridiplantae, Streptophyta, Magnoliopsida, Ericales, Balsaminaceae. The coding region runs from base 99 to 896 and encodes 265 amino acids.
CUUCACGCAAUAGCCAUAGAGGUCCAUAUAAGUUUCGUUAGAUCUUCUUCAACCUUCGUCAAAUCUGAACCAAACAAUCGAGAGGGAGAGAAAGGGAAAUGGGUUUCUCUUCAAUCAGAUUUUCUCUUUCUCUAGGAACUGUACUCUUGCUGCUUUGGGUUUCUGAUGCUGUAUCUAGGGUUGAAGUGGGUCAACAAAGAGAGUUCGAUUACUUCCUCUUAGCUCUACAAUGGCCAGGAACUAUCUGCAGAAGAUCCCACCAUUGUUGCUCCUCCAACGCUUGUUGCAGAGGGCAGAAUGCUCCAACGGGAUUUACAAUUCAUGGAUUAUGGGCUGAUUACAACGAUGGGACAUGGCCUGCAUGCUGCAAUGACACUCCUUUUGAUCUAAAAAAGGUCUCGACAUUGAUGAGUGAUAUGGAGAAACAUUGGCCUUCUUUAAGCUGUGGUGGGGUUUCAACCUGCCAUGGUGGAAAAGGACUUUUUUGGGCUCAUGAGUGGGAGAAACAUGGGACAUGCUCAUCUGCAGUUAUCCGUGACGAAUAUGAUUACUUUUAUACAACACUAAAUCUCUUCUUCAAGUAUAACGUGACAAAAGUUCUGAAUGAGGCUGGAUACGUGGCUUCAAACUCGGAAAAAUAUCCUUUGGGUGGAAUCAUAACUGAAAUUCAAAAUGCCUUCCAUGCAACUCCAUUGAUUGUCUGCUCUUCGGGUGCUGUUGAAGAACUGAGGUUAUGCUUUUACAAAGAUUUCAAGCCUCGAGAUUGUGUAAAAUCUAAGGAUAUAAAUUCAAAGAACACAUGCCCGAAGUAUGUCAGUCUGCCAGCAUCAGUCUCUUUAGGGAUGGGAAACGAUGAGACUGCGCUUCCGUUGUCUCAGGAAGCGAAAACCUUCUGAGAGAUAACUGUCGUUUUCUCUCCUGGAUGAUGUUUCGUUUAUUUUCAUUUGUAAUAUUAGUCGGAAACAUGGGUGUUUGAUGAUGGGAAAAACAAAUUUCUCAGAUUAUAUUAAUAUUAUGAAAUCAAAUCACUUCCUCUGUAAA